UCAACUCAAUCUUCUCUGUUCCAAAUGUUCCAAUUGUUCCGAUUUCUCCACCAAUCAAAUGGUCGGAUUUGUUCCGAUUACAAGUAUCAAACCUUUGGCGUCCAAUCCGAGAGACGGAUUUUGUUCCGAUUUCUGGACGGCGCCCCUGUCCUUCACUGACAUGGCAGCCGUCUUCCCCGUCGCACAAAAUUAUUUGCAAAGCAUUAAAAGAAUGGCUAGUGAACACCCAGUUUUCAGGAGGGCCUCCAACAGGACGCUCCUCCUGAAAGCCUCAGAUGAGGCCCGAGCUUUGGGUCCCCCCAAGGAGCCCCACCGAGCCAAGUCCCCGGAGGAGGUGGAGAGGGAGGCACGGGCCCACGUCACAAGCCAGGGUGGGGAUGUCAACAACCCCACCCUGGUGCUGAGCCGGUGGAAGAUCCAGUUCGGGAAGUACCAGGACAGGACCUUCCACUGGCUGCUGGAAAACGACGUGGGCUACGCCAUCAACCUGGUGUCCUCCCACCAGAAGGAACGAGAGAGGACAGGGUCCCAGUCCCCCCUGAUGGCCAACAAGGACGGCCUCAUCCGGUACUCCUCCGCCUACCCUGACUUUGUGGAGGCGGUCAGGUUCCACCAGGCGUUUGAGGAGGCACGGGUGAGGUCACUUCAGCCUGGGCAGGAGGGACAGGCCCUUGUUGGCUUUGGGGAUUUUAAAACCGAGACCCUGCAGAGCCUGUACGAGUCCGAGGACCCCAAGAAGAUCCGUUUUGUCAAGUACUUACGGAGGAAGGUUCCUGCGCCAGGAACACAGAUGGAGAACGCCAUACGCUUCAUCAAGGCCAGAGACAAGCAAAAAGCUGCCGCUGUAUCAUCUGCGCCUGCUGCAUCUGCGUCUGCAUCUGCUGCUGCUGCCGCCGCCAUUCCAUCUACCAGCAGCAGCAGCUCUGCAUCAGCAUCAGCUCCACCAGGCGUGGUGGCUACAGCAGCUCAUAGAUUCACUGCUUUUGUCUCUGGCCGGCGUUCUCUGUCUGUGGUGGAAAUGCAGGCUAAAGUCAAGAAGCUUGUGGGCAAGCCUGCAUUUCCAGCCUCCUCCAGACCAGCUUCUUCCUCCGCAGCAUCCGAGGAGCCCACGGAGGAAGAGUUGGUCAGCGCUGUGGUUGACAUAGAGUCCUCACACGUACAGGCUCCUCCUGCUCCUGGCGCUCCACCUCCUCCCCUGGAUGUUGUGGCUGAGGAGCAGCCAGCUCCAGCCGGUGUCCCUCCUCCUCCGUCUGCUGGCAAUGCUGAGUUGCUGCCCGAGUCCUGGCGGGCAGCUCUCACCGCGGAGCAGCAGCAGUGGAUUGGGCGGGUGCUGUUCUCCAGGGACAGCUCAGGGAAGUCUAGGCUCACCACUGAGCUGAAUCUGUGGUGGAACCCUCCCCAACCCCGCCCAAUCUACAACCAACCUCCCGCAUCCCCUAACUUCUUCUUCGCAUGUCGGCUGUUCCUGUGGAUGCCUCACAGGAUCUGGUGUCUGCAGCUGACAUGCCCCCAGCCUUUGUGUGACGGGUCUCUGACAAAGGCUGGAUUGUACAGGACCAUCCGGAGGGUCCUGGACAUCGACGGCUGGUACCUCAUGGCCACUGAGUACCUGGAGUGCCGUCGGUGUAAGAAGAAGGUCGGGGGGUGGUCACAGGGCAUCAUAAGGCAGCUGGCCCCCACCUACAGCUGCCAGUUUCCAGCUGUACUCACGUACAAGCUGUCCUGUGACCAGAGGGUGAUUGCACAGCUCAGGCAGGUCUCGCACGUUGGGCAACAGUGCUAACCGGCUGUACAACACCCUGCGGGAGCAGCACUCCGACUCCUGGAUGCGGAGAGCGGUCCACUACCUUGGCGUCUGCGAGCAGUUCCUGGCCUUGGGCAGCGUGAGGGGGCAGUUUCCUCCACCUCCACCUAUGCCCCCUCUGCCGUCACCCGUCUGGCUGCUGACGGUGUACGGCUACGACGUCCUCACGCGGCUGGACGAGUACAAGGCCAGGAUCACGUCCACCUUCGGGUCCAUCCUGAAGAUGGACUCCACCAAGAAGGUGACGAAGAAGCUCGCAGGAGCCGCCUCUGACUCGGCCGCCUGGGCCACCAACGUCGGCAAUGAGCAUGGUCAGGUCCUCAUGAGCGUCCUUACCUGCUCUGAGGGUGCUGAGGGCCUGUCCAGGAUGGCGACCGGGCUCAUGAGGCGGUAUCGACUCGCCAAGGUUCCUCCCCCCCAGCUCAUCUACGUGGACCGGGACUGCUGCAGUUGAGACGGCGUGUCCAAGACAGCUGCCUUGA
Messenger RNA from Oryzias melastigma (Indian medaka), 2286 nucleotides. RefSeq lists its product as uncharacterized. The transcript is spliced from 11 exons. NCBI's taxonomy places the organism in Eukaryota, Metazoa, Chordata, Actinopteri, Beloniformes, Adrianichthyidae. The coding region runs from base 59 to 1783 and encodes 574 amino acids. The record is from RefSeq and is a predicted model, not a curated record.